AUGCCACUCGUCAAGCGAAAGCCCGUCGAACUCUACCCGCCGCCCGAGGCCACCGGCUUCGAAGACCCCGAUGUCUUCUACCUAGCCGCUACGGGUGAGGUCUUUGCCGACUUUGAGACGUAUUCGAAUCGUCUCAGCUUCUACCAACAAAAGGUGUUCCAAUGCGAGCUCACCGGCAAGAUCAACCUCACCUACUUCGAAGCGCUCAAGAGCGAACGCAAGGAAGCCAUUGCCCUGCACAAGAUCUUUCCGGAGCAGCUCAAAGGUCCCGUCCUCAAGUCGGCUCAGUUCCAGAUCACAGGUCGUAUCGACGAACUCGUUGACCGCGUCUAUGAUCGCUUCAAAAAUCGCUUCUUUCCCGGAGAGACCGUCUUCUUUGAUCUCAAGGGCGAAAAGUACUAUGCCCGCCUCAGCAAAGCCGAUGCUCCCGUCAAGGCUGCUGCAGUUCCGAACGGGGACAAUGCCGACAUGGAAGUGAAGCCAGAGCCAAAUGGAGACGCUGCCUCUUCCGCCUCUUCACCACGCCAAUCCCCUUCACCGACUCCGAUCCACACUAUCGGCACCAACUUGACACUCGAGCUGGAGCAGGCCAACCAGCUGGAUGAUCCAACUCAGUACGUCUACACUGUCGAUCUCAUCGAUGACGAGGAUGAGCCCACAGGAGGCACGCACAUCACUUCGUCCGACAAGCUCAGCCGAGAUCGACUAGCAUUCUCCAAGACCAUCUUGCGCAAGUACCUUCGCGAUUGUAUCAUCCGCGCAGCCAACAUCGGUGCAGAGUGGAGGGUCAAGGAGUGGUUGGCCCUCAAGUAUGGCAUCCCAUUGGAGCCCACGGAUGAGAUCACAAGACUGAAUGAGGAGCUCAAGGAUGCCAAGCUCUCGAAGCGAAAGAAGUACCUGCUCCUCACCGACGGUGAAGACUCUUCCGCAUCCACCAGCAAAAAGGCCCGAUCUGACGGCAAGAAGCUCAGUGCCACUGCCCAGCGAAAAGCCGACGAGGCGGAGAAAGCCGCGAUCGAGAAGGCGAGGGAGGAAGAGAGGCUGCGCAAGAAGAACAUCAAGUAUCCGAUCGAGGAUCUUGAACUCGAUCCUAUCACAAAGCGGGAGCUCAUGUUCAAGAUGGUUGGCGAGCUCGAACGACGAAAGGAACGACCUCUUCCUGCUCGCGGUGAUUUGGCGCUGACAAUGCCCAAGGAAUUAUUCGAGACCUUCCUUGGCACCUACUUCUUCCUCAUAUCCAAGGGCAAGCCGCUUCUCCUUUCACCUUUCACGAUGGACGACUAUGAGCAGGCGCUCCAGCACAGAUUCUCAGAUCCGACUUGCACACUCAUCAACGAGAUUCAUCGUACUCUGAUCAACCUCAUCGUCCGCGACGGCGGCUCCAGUCUGGUCACCAACACUCCUGCCCUGGUUGCCAGCCUCGACGCAAACUCGUCCCUACUUCUGGACGGUGCCAAGGUUGAAGCUGCAGACGAGACCAACAGCGACGCCGAUUCCGAUGUGGACGAACUCGAGCCGAGCCAGAACGGCGUCCACGUCAACGGCAACGGUGCCUCCAGCAGCAACAACAACCACUCAGAGGAAGCCGAAGCCAUCGCCAGCCUUCUCGAGGCCGCACGUGCGCUGAGUUCAGGGUGGGAGAAGCUUGUCAUUCGUCCCGACAAUCGCCGCGAGCGAUGGGAGAACAGCCUGGUCGGUCUUAUCGCCGCUCGCGGAACGCCAGAUCUGCUCCCUCGCAUGAUCGGAAUCUUAUCACACCUGACUGCAGUUGAGCACGCUGAGGGGUACAUCGACGGCAAGUUCGAAGCCGAGCUCUACGAGUCCCCUACGCAGCGGUACCCGCUCUUGGAGCUGGCCGACAAGCUGCAGAUCAUCGACUUCCUGUGCGUGCUCGCCGUGGAGAGCAAGUCGAUCAAGGCGUUCUACGAAGAGUGCGAGGCGCAGCUGACGGAGCUGAGGAAGGAAAGGAUCGAGGUGAGCCGAGCCAAGAAGGACCUGGCGGCACAAUGGGACGAGUUCGAAGGCAACAACAAGGACGAGGAGAAGGAUGGCGAGGAGGGCGGCGAAGCGGAAGAAGGCGAAGGCGAGGAGGGAGAAGAAAUCGAUGAGGAGGCGGAAGACGACGACGAAGAAGAGGAGGAAGAGGACGAGCUGGCCUCUGACUCGGACACCCGGUCGACCCGCGAAGACUCGUCCUUCUCUGACAGCGGUCGCGGUGGCGCACGUGGUGGCGGCUCGCGACAAGAGAUCCUCCGUCAGAAGGCCAUGGAGAAGCAGGCGCAAGAAGCCGCACGCCGAGUCGAAGAAGCCAAGGCACGCGAAGCGCACAAAGCCAAGCUCGCCGAGAACAAGGUCCUCACCGCGCAACGUCGAAAGCUUGAGGACGAGGAUACCAAGCUGGCACGUCGCGACGAGACGAUCGAGCGCGACUACCGCCGCCUCAUCCUCGCCUCGCGCAUGACGCCGCUCGGCCGCGAUCGCUUUGGCGACAAGUACUGGUGGUUCGACGGGGUUGGCUCCAGCAGCGUGCUCACUGCCUCGGACAAGCCGACCUACCAAACGGGUCGACUCUUCGUCCAAGGCGCAACCCAGUCCGAAACCCUGCUGCUGAUCCCAGACCCACCCGUGCCGGCACCCAAACCCUCCCCCUACGCACACCUCUUCCACCAACCCGUCACGCUGGACCUCAUCACGUCUCGCAAAGAGUCCGAGCUGACCCCUUCGGGGACCUUAGCCGAGUCGGAAUGGGCAGUGUACAGCGACCCGAACGAGAUCGAGCAGCUGUUUGCCUGGCUCCGACCCAAGGGGCAUCGCGAACACGCCCUCAAGCGCGAACUCACCAAGUUCAAGGGGUACAUCGAAAACGGGAUGCGCAAGCGACAGGCGGACCUCACGGCGCAUCUCAAGGAUAAUUUCUCAGACGCGGUCCGACGCAGCGCGAGGUCUUCCAAAGAUCCUACACUCAACGCCAGGCUGGGAUAUAUGACCUGGAAGAACGCCCUGGACAAGGGCAAGUAG
Molecule: messenger RNA, 3018 nt
Organism: Kalmanozyma brasiliensis GHG001
Lineage: Eukaryota; Fungi; Basidiomycota; Ustilaginomycetes; Ustilaginales
Product: DDT domain protein
Exons: 1
Coding region: 1-3018 (1005 amino acids)
Source: RefSeq, a predicted model, not a curated record